Vitrella brassicaformis is the source of this 2910-nucleotide messenger RNA. NCBI's taxonomy places the organism in Eukaryota, Vitrellaceae. The record is from the annotation of a GenBank genome assembly.
ACGAGGCACAUCUGACCGUUACUGGGUGCCCGCUAUAAUCGCUUCUGUCUGAUCCAGCACGUGAUCCAGCACGUGAUCCAGCACGUGAUCCAGCACGUGAUCCAGCGACGCACUCAAGAACUCGGAAGGGCACGUCCGCUCGAGCGAUACACCGAACAGCAGCUUCUGGUCGGCAUCAGAUGGAACGAUCCACUUGAUUCUUGUGCCCUCCUCGACCACCAUCUCGGUGGGCUCCUCCGUCUCCCCAGCCCUCCCUCUCAGCCACACGCACUUCAUCUCCAGUUGCCCGCUGGAGAGUGAUGCGCUGCUGCCAGGCGAGGAUGCGUCAGGGAAGGGAUUGCCGACAUCAGAGGUGUCGAAUUGGAUGGCCGGAUGCGUCCCCGGCUCUGUUGUUGGUCGCUUCGGCCCGCGACGGCACUGAUAGGCCCACAGGUCGGCCACCUUGCCGUCCUCGAUCACCAGGAUGAAGAAGUCGUAUCGAUGGAAGGAAUUUUGCGAAGGCUGCAACAGGAAGGCUGCGGUGCCCUUCUGCAGAGAAGGAGAGCUCUCCAGUUCGUAAGGGAGCCAAUCUUGCAGCCAGUUGGCGAUAUCGUCGGUCGUCUUCCACCGACCGCUGACAAUGUGUCCUCCAAACUGGCACCCCUCGAUGACCUGACACAACACGGACACAGAAACAUCGAUGAAUCAAUGUAUGUAUCGCGACCGACAACUAGCUAGCCAGCCAGGUGUGUGAUGUGCUUACAGGAAGCGGCAAGAGCUUUGCAAGUUUGGCCGGGAUAGGUGGAAUGCGCCUAAAUGCUCCGUCCCGUUCCGCCUUCACACGCAGGUCGCUCUGUAGCAUGCGGAGAAGAACUGCCGCCGCACAGGGCCCCUCCCACUGGUAUCCUGACUCGUCCGUCGACGUAGCGAGUUUCUCCAGGUUCUUGGAGACGCCACAGAGACCGGAGAAGAACCGCUCGCCGAAAAUCUUCAUGAGGUCGGAAGCCAGCCGGUCGCACACACCGGCGAGAUAGCAGGGGGGCCACACAUACAUCUCGUCGCCCCCCUCCUCGAAGACAUCCAACAACACGGACCAUCUGCCGAUGUCGGCGGGCUGUGUGGCGCCAGGGAACCUGCCAUCCAUGGCUGUCGUGAUAAAGCGGCCAAUAGUUUCUUGACUUCUGGCGGCGACAUGUCUGUGAGGGGGUUCAGGACGUCGCCCGCCAUUCUAUCGCGACUACGGUAGCGGGUGAUCCACAGCAGUGCAGGCGAGCGUCCAACCCAACACACCUCAGCCGGAGUGGCUCGAUAGCGGACGUCGGAGAUCACCUCGUCGAGAUCGGCCUGUUCGAUGAGCGGCAACUGCGGCAUUAAGACGUGCCGGUUGCUUCUGGAAUUCAGGAACUGCUUGAUCUCCUGCGCGAUUGUGGGGACGUGGCUGGAGAAGGCGAAAUACCGCCGCCGGCGCGUGAGGAAGUGCUCUCUGAGAUACCGGCCCAGCUGGGCCUCCAUUGCCGUCCACUCUGGCCCGCCCUGCCGAGUGACGACCGCGUUGAGCUCAUCUAUGAGCAGCACCAGAGGGUUGUUGCCCAGCCACUCAUCGAUCACCUCCUCGUCGACAGACACAUGCUUGAUCCAGUUCCAGAAACGCAGCGUGUCAACGUCCACAUUUGCCGCCCGUGCCACCCGCUCUCGCGUCUCGUUGGUCGCCGCUUUCCACGCCAGCCGCAGAAGCAACGACUCCACCAAUGAUUGCUUGGGUAAUUCGCCGUCCUUCGGAAAUGAGUAGGCUGAUUCAUCAUUGAACGAGACGAAGAUGGCAGGCCUCCCCUCGCUGUACAGCUUUCUACCGAGCUCCACGAGAAACCGAGUCUUGCCCCCGCGAGAGAAGCGCGUGAAUGUCAUGGGUGGUAUACGAUCGCCGCCGAAAUCGUCUUCGGCUUGCUCGUACUUGGGCAGCAGCAUUGAAUAGGCGCGAUCGAGAUACUUGCCGCCAAUGAAUGUCGCAGGACUUAUGGUCACGUUCACCUCGGGCGGCGGCGGCGGCAGGUCAGCAAUGGGCACGAGGCUACCCACUGUGAGCUUGACAACGCGUUCUGCAGACGAAGCACCGACACGCCACACACGCGACAUGAACAUUCGCGCAUCUACAGGUGCCUGCCCACGUGUGUGUGUGUGUGUGAAUGUGCGCCCACCCUCCGGAGCCGCUUUGCCGGCUUCCUCCAACGUUCCGCCGACCCUGUCAGACUCUGUUGACGACCACCUGACAAACACACACACACAGACAGACAGACAGACAGACAGACAGACAGACAGGGGCCAUGAUUCAUGUGCCUGUCGGUGUGUGCACAGUAUCUGGGUAUCUAUCUGUCUAUCAGUGCAUGGCAUGCAAUGCACCUGGCUGCCCCAGCCGCCCGCCGUCUUCUGAUGGGAGAGGCCAGCGACAGCGGUGUGGAGGGAUAGCCCACCUGAGUGAACACACACACACGUCCGCAAAGCCCUCACUACAUUCCCUCACUGUCCAGCCACCCACCCACCCAGCGCACCUGAGGGUGAUGGGCAUCAACACGAUGGUUUCGACGCCCUGACAUCGUUCCGACGAAGGCAGCCUCCCCCGUAGCUCUCCCGUAUCGUGCAUUGUGUGCGCGCACGCGCAUCCCGUCGAGCUGAGGGACCAUCAUCUGGCUGUGUGGCGAUGCGGCACCGGUCACAUCGAUGCACGACGAGAGGGCGAGGACGACACCGACGAGCUGGGACGGGAGAGCCAUUAAAUGAGCGUGUGUGUGCAGGCCAGUAGCUACAGUGAUGCAGAGCAGAAAGCUGUACAGCGAGAGCGCCGCGACGACGGAUGAGACACGACCACAGAUACGCUGGACAGAUCGACGGACUAGACGAAUGAACGGGCAGGGAAAGAGAGAGCGGGUCGGUCGG